Gadus macrocephalus (Pacific cod) is the source of this 7196-nucleotide messenger RNA. RefSeq names its product NLR family CARD domain-containing protein 3-like. Gene Ontology annotation, molecular function: protein binding. The transcript has 17 exons. The coding region runs from base 446 to 4756 and encodes 1436 amino acids. NCBI's taxonomy places the organism in Eukaryota, Metazoa, Chordata, Actinopteri, Gadiformes, Gadidae. The record is from RefSeq and is a predicted model, not a curated record.
CUGCCAACUGCACUUUUUUUAUCACAAACAUUAUGAAGCAAGCAUCAUGUCCCGAAUAAAAUCAAUAUCAGGGCAGCUGGGGCCUACCUUAUUUGAAGAGAAGCUCACAUCGACAGCCUUUCUUAGUCGCAAACAGGUUAAUCUGCUGGCUUCAAUGUCAUUGAAGCCAGGUGAUUUUUGGAUGAGGUCCCGCUCAAUAAAAACUAAAAAUGUGCCGACUUUUCUAAGCCCACACAACAUAUCUAUAUGUAUCUCCUGCGUUUUUGUGAUUAUUUGGUGCUGUUGCUUCUCCAUUGCACCAAAAUCAACCAAGUCUAAGUUUUAGUAAUCAUUAUAUUUUAAUAUUUUCAUUAAUUUAAUAAUGUUCUCAUGUUUAUUGUAAAAGAUAGGGAGGGCUUAGCCCCACUAGCCCAUUGAUACAAGUCGUCCCUAUGUAUGAGUCUGUAUGUGUUUGUGCGUGUAUAUCAGAGAGGAGGAGGAUAUGCAUUCUUCUCUACAGAAAUGUCCUGUCCGGUACUCUAAUACAAUCCACAGAAACAAUAUGGAGUUGUGUUUGUGUCCAGGACUUCAGUCUGCUAUGGAUGAGGAUAGAGAGGAGGGGGGUCCUACCACUAAGACCACUUUGUCUGGGGAACAUGGCUGCCAGAGCAAAGCUCAGAGCCCAGAGCAGCAGAAGAGAGCAGACUCCCCUGGACCCAGCUGUGUCUCCAUGAAGAGUGACCCCUCUAUGAAAGAACCGUCUAUCUUUAAAGAUGGAAAUCAGUCUAUUGGGAAGAGACAACCCCAGGAGAGGUCCAAGGUUACCAGUGCUCAGUCUGUACAUCAGCAACAAACAAUGCUGAUCAAGAGGGCUGAGGAGAACGCACACGCCUUCCUGGACAAGGAGCUUAAGAAGCUCUGGAGGGAUCUCUUCCCAGAUUACCCACAAUGCUCAGAGAGUCAGAGGGAGGAGGAGGAGGUGGAUAGUAAGAACGAGGAGCAGAGGAGGCGCGCUAUAGAGGGAGUGGUAGACAUCACAAAGCUCUGCCUGAUGGAGUUGAAUCAGGAGGAACUGGUCGGCGGUCUCCAGUCUGCUACGGUUAAGGAGAGAGAGGAGGGGGGUCCUACCUCUAAGACCACUCUGCCUGGGGAACAUGGCCGCCAGAGCAAAGUGAAGAAAAGAGUCCAGCUGAAGAUAGCAGACUCCCCUGGACCCAGCUGUGUCUCCUUGAAGAGUGACUGCUCUAUAGGGCAAACUGUUGACUUUAAAGAUGGAAAUCAGUCUGUUGAGAAGACAAGAGUCCAGCAGCUGAGAGCAGACUCCCCUGGAUCCAGCUGUGUCUCCAUGAAGAGUGACUGGUCUAUGGAUCAUCCUCCUACCUUUAAUGAUCAACGCCCGUCCAGAGACGAGAGAAGAGUCCAGCAGCAGAGAGCAGACUCCCCUGGAUCCAGCUGUGUCUCCAUGAAGAGUGACUGGUCUAUGGAUCAUCCUCCUACCUUUAAUGAUCGACGCCCAUCCAGAGACGAGAGACAUCCCUGCAAGAGUUCAAACGUUACUACUGCUCAGUCUGUACAGCAGCAUCACACAGAGCUGAUCAAGUCUCCAGGCACAAAGCCCUGCCUGAUGGAGAGGAACCAGGAGGAACCAGCUGAUACACUGUGGGGCGGAUCUGAUGCUGUAGAGUGCCAACAUAAAUUCAAAUCUCAUAUGAAGAAGAUGUUCAGUUCUGUGUUUGAGGGAAUUCCUAUAGCAGGACAGUCAACAGGUCUGAAUUACUUAUACACAGAGAUCUUCAUCACAGAGAGAGGCAGUGGAGCGGUCAACCAGGAACAUGAGGUCAGACUGAUUGAAACAGCUUCCAGGAGACAGGCAAAUGACGAAACACCCAUCAGAUGUGAGGACAUCUUUAAACCCUUACCUGGACGAGAUCGACCAAUCAGAACAAUAUUGACAACUGGAGUAGCCGGCAUUGGUAAAACCGUCUUAACACACAAGUUCACUCUGGAAUGGGCUGAAGGCAAAUCCAACCAGGACAUACACUUUACAUUUCUCCUCACUUUCAGAGAGCUGAAUUUACUGAAAGGGAAAGAGGUUAGCUUGGAGGAACUUCUUCAUCACUUCUUUAUUGAGACCAAAGAAGCAGGAAUCUGCAGAUUCGACCGGUUCCAAGUUGUCUUUAUCUUGGAUGGUCUGGAUGAGUGCCGACUGCCUCUGAACUUCCAGAAGACCUGGACUGAUGUGACAAAGCCGACCUCAGUGGACGUGCUGCUGACAAACCUCAUCAGGGGCGAACUGCUUCCCUCCGCUCGCAUCUGGAUAACCACACGCCCUGCGGCAGCCAAUCAGAUCCCUGCUGAGUGUGUUGACAUGGUGACAGAGGUGAGAGGGUUCACCGACCCACAGAAGGAGGAGUACUUCAGGAAGAGAUUCAGAGACGAGACGCUGGCCAGCACAAUCAUCUCCCACGUCAAGUUAACACGGAGCCUCCACAUCAUGUGUCACAUCCCAAUCUUCUGUUGUAUCACUGCUACAGUCCUGGAAGACUUUUUCAAAAAAUCCAAGAGAGGAGAAGAGAUGCCUAAGACCGUGAUUCAGAUGUACAUCCACUUCUUGAGGGUUCAGUCAAAACAGGGGGACGUGAAGUACCGUCCGAGUGCUGAAACCGAUUGUAUCUGGAGUACAGAGAGCAGGAAGAUCAUUGUUUCUCUGGGAAAACUGGCCUUUCACCAGCUGGAUAAAGGCAACCUGAUCUUCUAUGAGGGAGACCUGGCAGAGUGUAGCAUCGACAUCAAAGCAGCCUCAGUGUACUCAGGUGUGUUCACCCAGAUCUUUAAAGAGGAGUGUGGGCUGUACCAGGACAAUGUGUUCUGCUUUGUCCAUCUCAGCAUCCAGGAGUUUCUGGCUGCCCUUUAUGUCUUUAUGUCCUUCAUCGAUACUGGCAUCAAUCUGCUCUCAGAUGAAUUAUCCAGCAAAGAUAAACUCUUCCUCCUCUACAAGAGUGCUGUGGACAAGGCCUUACAGAGUCAGAAAGGACAUCUGGACUUGUUCCUCCGCUUCCUGCUGGGCCUCUCUCUGGAGACCAAUCAGAUUCUCCUACAAGGUCUGCUGGGACAUGAAAAACAAAGAUCACUGACCACUCAGAUUAAAACAGUUCUGCUGCGACUGAGUAGCUCACAGGCCAAUAAGCGAACAGUGUCUUACAUUAAGGAGAAGAUAAAUGAAGAUCUAUCUUCAGAGAGAUCCAUCAAUCUGUUCCACUGUCUGAAUGAGCUGAACGACCGUUCUCUAGUGAAGGAUAUCCAAAAGUACCAGACAUCAGGAAGUCUCUCCGGAAAAUCUCUUUCCCCAGCUCAAUGGUCUGGUCUGGUCUUCAUCUUACUGACAUCAGAAAUGGAGCUGGAUGUGUUUGACCUGAAUAAAUAUUCAAAAGUUUCAGAAGCUGGUCUUUUCAGGCUGCUGCCAGUGAUCAAAGCCUCCAAAACAUCUCUGCUGAAUGGCUGUCAAAUAACAGUGACAUACUGUAAAGCUCUGGCCUCAGUUCUCAGCUCAGGCUCCUCUAGUCUGACGGAGCUGGACCUGAGUUACAAUGAUCUGCAAGAUUCAGGAGUGAAGAUGCUCUCUGUUGGACUUUGGAGUCCACACUGUACACUGGAAUCUCUCAGGCUGAAUGGCUGUCAUCUGUCAGAGAGCUGCUGUGAAGCUCUGGCCUUAGUAAUCAGCUCCCACUCCUCUAGUCUGAGAGAGCUGGACUUGAGUACCAAUGAACUGCAGGAUUCAGGAGUGAAGCUGCUCUCUGUUGGACUUGGGAGUACGUACUGUACACUGGAAACUCUCAGGCUAGAUGGCUGUCAUCUGUCAAAGAGAUGCUGUGAAGCUCUGGCCUCAGUUCUCAGCUCCAACUCCUCUAGUCUGAGAGAGCUGGACCUGAGUAACAAUGAUCUGAAGGAUUCAGGAGUGCAGCUGCUUUCUGCUGGACUGGGGAGUCCACAAUGUACACUGGAAUCUCUCAGGAUGUCUGGCUGCCGGAUCACACAGGAAGGCUGUGCUUCUCUCUACAAUGCUCUGAUCUCCAACCCCUCCCAUCUGAGAGUGCUGGACCUGAGCUACAAUCACCCAAGAGUCUCUGGAGCUAAGCUACUGCAGAAUCAAGGCUGUAGACUGGACAUUCUCAGUGUGGAGCACGGUGGAGACUGCAGGCUGAGACCAGCUCUAAAGAAGUAUGCCUGUGAACUCACACUAAACCCAAAAUCAGCCCACAGACAACUCGAUCUGCGUAAGGACAACAGAAAGGUGAUGUGGAUUGCAGAGGCCAAGUCCUCGAGGUAUUUCCAAUGCAAAGAGAGAUUUGACUCCUGGAACCAGGUGUUGGGUAGAGAGGCUCUGACUGGCCGCUGUUACUGGGAGAUGAAGUGGAAAGGAAACGUUGAUAUAGGAGUGACAUACAGUGGAAUCAAAAGGAAAGGACGGCUUAGUGACAGUGCGCUUGGAGCGAACAACAAGUCCUGGAAUCUUUUGUGUCAAGAUAGAUGUUACUCUGCCUGGUACAACAACUGCAGUACAGUCUUUGCUCUCCCCCCUGCUGGCUCUAUCAUAGUAGGAGUGUAUCUGGACCGGCCUGCUGGCACUCUGUCCUUCUACAGAGUGUUCCACGAUGGAGGAGGGUCCUCAGACACACUGACACACAUCCACACCUUCCAGGCUUCCUUCACCGAGGAGGAUCUCCUCCUUGGGGUUGGGUUAGGGGUUGAUUCUUCAGCAUCUUUGUGUCGGUUGUAAAAACAACGGGCGGAUGGGCGGGCGGGCACAUAAAGUCUCUCUCAAGGUUUCCGCGGGGUUGUUAAAGGUAUUAAAAGGUAGUAAAUUAAAUUAGCCCAAAUUAAGGCCAUUAAAAAGUAUUAAAAAGUAAUAAACGUCAUCUGACGAGGUAUUACAUUUCCAACAAGGCCUAUGAGUUUCUCAAUUGGUGUUAUUUACGUGCAGUGCAAAUCCACGCAAUUUCUAAAACUUGCAUGGAUUUAUUUUUAUGUUGCGAGUAGGACCUGAGAGAUAUCAAUGAUGUCACGUGGUGCGUGCGCUGAAACAAACUGGAUAGACCGUUUUAGACGGGCUGCGACGUUCUAAAACUGGGCAGUUCACACUGCUGCAACGGGCGGCGACGUCAAGGUGGUUUAUACCCACUUCGCGAGUUCGCUUCUGUUAGUUCAAAGUCAUUUGAAAGAAUGGGGAAAUGUACAUUUUCUGACCUCUGGCUAGAGGAAUCGAUCUUUAAAGAAUGAUCGCAAAAAGAACAUUUGUUUGACCGGUUGCCACGGUUAUCUCCGUGUGGAUAAUUUGCAGUUGCGGUGUUAAUUAGCACUGUUGUCAGCUUACUGUUACAUUAAAUUGUAAUCAGAAAACGCGGUUAUAUGCUAUAGACCCUAUAGUAUCUGGGGUAUAAAGGCUGGGACGAAUUUUGAAUUAUAAAUAUAACGUUAGCUCUCUAGCUCAGCUGAGUAAAAUACCUCCCAAGUCGUAGCUAAGAUCCAUCCUAUUUAUUUGAAAACCUUUAUAUUUGGAUUGUAAAACGCAUGAAAAUAUAAAUGAAUGAUCUUAAUUCCUUUUCUUUGGCAAGUGACCGGUAUAAGCGUGAUAAUGCCCUUCGAGGUGUCAAAAACCUGUUUGAUCGAUCAUAAUUAAAGGGGACUACUUUUUGAGGGAGAUUAACUCAAACAGAGUAUACAUUUAAUAAGAUUAAGAAAAAGCAUGAUCAGGGAAGUAUUUGAAUUGUUUCAUUAUGUUGGCAAUUAAGAAGUGGAAUACAUGGGAUAAUCAGUCUUAUUAAAACGGUUUGUGCAACCAACCGCACAACAAGACAUGAUUGCGGCUCUUGUCGCUCUCGUCUCUUUCUGCAUAUGACAGGCUUGUAGAGCGGGGAGCGACGUAGACUGAUAAUCCCUCGAUAGAAAGUACACUGGUGUGAAUUUGCGCUACGGUAUGGAUUUUGACGUUACCGUGAGACCGGUGUGACCGGUAGGCAGCCGCGUUUACAUGGACACUUCUGAUCCGAUUAGAAGUGGAAGAACAGCUCAAUCGGAAUAAAAAAUUCUCAUAUGCAGUAUACGGCUCAAUCGGAAUACAAUUCUCUGAUCGGAAUAGGAUUCCAUGCGAAAUAGAAGAAGUGGUGUCGUCCGCUCUAGUCAACAUGUAUAUUCCGAUUGGUUUGGGGUGGGUUCGGCUACUUUUUAACUUAGAGAAAUGGUAUCAGCAGCUGCUGUAUUUCGCAAUUGGUCAGUCAGUACUUUUAUGCAUACUGAACUUUUUUUGCCUGAUUCACGUCUUACUUCUUCUCACUCCGUAAGUGUGGUAACUUAUCAACCCCAGCGUGUCCGGUUUCUAAGCGAAGUCAACGUCUCAGGUGGACUAUUUCUCUGCUCUUUUGGCAAGGAGCCGUGUAAUAAUGUAUAGAACGUCGCCGGUCAUUAUCGAAAAGAAUACCCUUCAGGGCGAAGCAAGACACCUCCGCUUUGCAUCGAGGUCCGGUUCGCCCUGUCUGGAGUUAUUUACCCGAUAAUGACCGGCGUUCUGUACUAUAACAUUAUCCCUUACAUAUAUCAUAUAAGUCCAGACCAACAGAACGGUUGUGUGCGAGAGAUAUACGAACGUAAGCUUACCACUUUUGUAAAUGCCAUAGGCCUAUAGUACAUUCGGAUUGCAUGAUAGGAAUAGAUCUAUUCCGAUUAGAAAUCGAUUCGGAUAAGAAGUGGCCAUGUUAACACGGCUAGUGUUGUGUGUACCACAGUACUACGCGGUACUAUUUCAUGCAAAACCUUAACACUGUAAUAACAAUAUUAACGAGGUAAUUAUAACUUAACUUCAACACUGGACACAAAAACUCUCCCUCUCUGACACUCUCUGUCUAUGUCUACUUUGUGACCUAUUGAUUAAAAACUAGGGACUAAGUCCCGUUGGGACAUCUUGAUUAAUCCAACUCCUAUGGUCUCUCUCUUGAAGUCGUGCUGGUAUUAAAAAAUAUGGUGAAGGUAUUAAAAAUGGUAUUAAAAGGUAGUAAAUUCAACUUAAGAAUUUCUGUAUGAACCCCCUCUCUCUCUCUCUCUCUCUCUCUCUCUCUCUCUCUCUCUCUCUCUCUCUCUCUCACUCUCUCUCACUCUCACUCACUCACUCACUCACUCACUCACUCACUCACUCACUCACUCACUCACUCACUCACUCACUCACU